This is a messenger RNA of Dromiciops gliroides (monito del monte), 1119 nucleotides long. It is a transcript of the gene TRNAU1AP, whose product is annotated as tRNA selenocysteine 1 associated protein 1. The record is from RefSeq and is a predicted model, not a curated record. The transcript has 9 exons. NCBI's taxonomy places the organism in Eukaryota, Metazoa, Chordata, Mammalia, Microbiotheria, Microbiotheriidae. Gene Ontology annotation, biological process: selenocysteine incorporation. Gene Ontology annotation, cellular component: nucleus. Bases 129 to 992 code for a protein of 287 amino acids. Gene Ontology annotation, molecular function: tRNA binding.
CAGUAGGCGCCGGGGCUGAGCAUGCGCCAUCGGCAGCAGCGCAUGCUCAGUGGCGCGGAUCGGGUUGGUGCGUGCGCGGGCGGCGCCUCGGCCUCUGUGAGCCCAGGGCCGCGCGGGGUCGCGCGGGCAUGGCGGCCUCCCUGUGGAUGGGGGACCUGGAACCCUACAUGGAUGAGAACUUUAUCUCCAGAGCCUUUGCCACCAUGGGAGAGACCGUUCUGAGUGUUAAAAUCAUCCGUAACCGGCUCACUGGGAUCCCUGCUGGCUAUUGCUUUGUGGAAUUUGCCGAUCUGGCUACAGCUGAGAAGUGUUUGCACAAAAUAAAUGGAAAACCCCUUCCCGGAGCCACACCAGCAAAACGUUUUAAACUGAACUACGCCACUUAUGGGAAACAACCAGAUAACAGCCCCGAGUACUCGCUCUUCGUAAGGGACCUCAGCCCGGACGUGGAUGACGGCAUGCUCUAUGAGUUCUUUGUUAAAGUCUACCCCUCGUGUCGAGGAGGCAAGGUGGUCCUGGACCAGGCAGGGAUCUCAAAGGGUUAUGGCUUCGUGAAGUUCACAGAUGAGCUGGAACAGAAGCGGGCCCUGACGGAGUGCCAAGGGGCAGUGGGGCUGGGCUCAAAGCCAGUGCGCCUGAGUGUGGCUAUUCCCAAGGCGAACAGAGUGAAGCCCAUGGAGUACAGCCAGAUGUACAGCUAUAGCCUCAACCAGUAUUAUCAGCAGUACCAGAACUACUACGCACAGUGGGGCUACGACCAGAACACCGGCAGCUACAGCUACAGUUACCCCCAGUAUGGCUACACCCAGAGCACCAUGCAGACAUAUGAAGAAGUCGGUGACGAUGCGUUGGAAGACCCAACUCCCCAGCUGGAUGUGAAUGAAGCCAACAAGGAGUUCAUGGAACAGAGUGAGGAGCUUUAUGACGCUAUGAUGAAUUGUCACUGGCAGCCUUUGGACACAGUUUCCUCAGAGAUCCCCCCUGUGAUGUAGCUGGGCUGAGCUCACAGCUCAGGGCCUCUGCAAGACUAUGGGAAGAGGGCCUGGGUAACAGUGGAAACUUUUAACCUUUUUGAAAUGUAAUUUAUACAAUUUUAAUAAUUAAAUAUUUGCUCCAAUA